Messenger RNA from Suncus etruscus (white-toothed pygmy shrew), 2673 nucleotides. It is a transcript of the gene DNAJC11, whose product is annotated as DnaJ heat shock protein family (Hsp40) member C11. The transcript has 16 exons. NCBI's taxonomy places the organism in Eukaryota, Metazoa, Chordata, Mammalia, Eulipotyphla, Soricidae. Gene Ontology annotation, biological process: cristae formation. The record is from RefSeq and is a predicted model, not a curated record. Bases 21 to 1700 code for a protein of 559 amino acids.
CGGGGUGAAAGGUCGCGAAGAUGGCGACGGCCUUGGGCGAGGAGGAGCUGGACAACGAGGACUACUACGCGCUGCUCAACGUGCGCCGGGAGGCCACUUGCGAUGAGCUGAAGGCGGCUUACCGCCGGUUGUGCAUGCUCUACCACCCCGACAAGCACAGAGACCCGGAGCUCAAGAGCCAGGCCGAGCGGCUUUUCAAUUUGGUGCACCAGGCUUAUGAGGUACUCAGCGACCCCCAGACCAGGGCCAUCUACGACAUCUAUGGGAAGAGAGGCCUGGAGAUGGAAGGAUGGGAGGUUGUGGAGCGGAGGAGGACGCCUGCCGAGAUCAGGGAGGAGUUUGAGCGGCUGCAGCGAGAGCGGGAGGAACGGCGGCUGCAACAGCGCACCAACCCCAAGGGGACCAUCAGUGUGGGCAUCGAUGCCACAGACCUUUUCGACCGGUACGAGGAGGAAUACGAGGCCGUGUCAGGGAGUGGCUUCCCGCAGAUCGAGAUCAACAAGAUGCACAUCUCCCAGUCCAUCGAGGCGCCCUUGACCACCUCCGACACAGCCAUCCUCUCGGGCAGCCUCUCCACGCAGAACGGGAAUGGUGGUGGCUCCAUCAACCUAGCCAUCCGCCGGGUCACAUCCGCCAAGGGCUGGGGCGAGUUGGAGUUUGGAGCUGGGGACCUGCAGGGACCUUUGUUUGGCAUCAAGUUCUUCCGGAACCUCACACCCCGAUGCUUUGUGACGACCAGCUGUGCACUGCAGUUGUCGGCGCGGGGCGUGCGGCCCGGCCUCACCACGGUGCUGGCCCGGAACCUGGACCGGAACACCAUGGGCUACCUGCAGUGGCGCUGGGGCCUCCAGUCGGCCAUGAACACCAGCAUCGUGCGUGACACCAAGACCAGCCAUUUCACCGUGGCCCUGCAGCUUGGGAUCCCCCACUCCUUCGCACUCAUCAGCUACCAGCACAAGUUCCAGGAUGACGAGCAGACCCGCCUCAAAGGCUCCGUCAAGGCUGGCUUCUUCGGGACGAUCGUGGAGUACGGAGCUGAGAGGAAGAUCUCCAGGCACAGCGUGCUGGGGGCCGCUGUCAGUGUGGGGGUGCCCCAGGGCGUCUCACUCAAAAUCAAGCUGAACCGAGCCAGUCAGACCUACUUCUUCCCCAUCCACCUGACUGACCAGUUGCUGCCCAGCGCCAUCUUCUACGCCACCGCGGGGCCCCUGGUGCUCUACUUUGCCAUGCACCGGCUUGUCAUCAAGCCCUACCUCCGGGCACAGAAGGAGAAGGAACUGGAGAAGCAGCGUGAAAGCACGGCCAGUGACAUCCAGCAGAAGAAACAGGAGGCAGAGGCCGCGGUGCGACUGAUGCAAGAAUCCGUCCGGAGAAUCAUUGAGGCAGAGGAGUCCAGGAUGGGACUCAUCAUCGUGAACGCCUGGUACGGGAAGUUCGUCAACGACCGGAGCCGAAAGAACGAGCGGGUGAAGGUGAUCGACGUGACGGUGCCGCUGCAGUGUCUGGUCAAGGACUCGAAGCUCAUCCUCACCGAGGCCUCCAAGGCCGGACUGCCCGGGUUCUAUGACCCAUGUGUGGGGGAGGAGAAGAACCUCAAAGUGCUCUAUCAGUUCCGGGGAGUCCUGCAUCAGGUCAUGGCGCUCGACAACGAGGCGCUGCGGAUACCCAAGCAAUCUCACAGGAUCGACACCGACGGAUAAGCCGCCGAGACGCCGGAUCCUAAAGAGGCGACAUGCACUGGAGUCCGCCAAAUGUGGCUGCCUGCCGGGCAAACCCCACAUCAGAUGUGUUUAUUUUCUGUUAUUCCUGUAGAAGGUGGUACCGUUAUCAGUUAUGUGCAGGGACUCAGGCCCCCCGCCCUUCUGGGGGUCCCAGGGAAGACAAAGCCCUGCCGGGACUGGAGCCCGUGCCCAUCCGUCCGUCGUCUUCCCAAGAAUCGAGAUCUCCUGGCAGCCCCCCUCCCCCGGCCCUUGCCCUUCCCAGCACUGGGCUGCUGCCUCUCUCCCUCCCUCUGGAAAUGCACGCAGAGCAGAGGAAGCCAGCCUAGGAAGGGUGCUGGACGCCCAGCACCUCGUUUUCCUGCUGAGACACCAGGCGGGUCUGGAGAGGACUGUGUGGGUUUAUAAAUCUGCUUUUUAUCCAACAACGAGUGGUCUCUUCCCCUCCCGGAACUUUUCAGAUCAUUCCACUGGGACCGGCGAGUCCCCUCCCAGGCGUGUCCUCUGGGAAAUGGGUGACUGGACAGAUGCCAGACCACCCCUUCCUCCUCCGAGUGCAAUAUGACUGCACAUUGAGAUGAGCUUAGGCAGGGGACAAGCUUAGAGGGAUUGGGACAGAACCCACCCGGGGCCACACUGCCGUGUCCACAGGUGGCACCUGAUCCCAGGGCUUCCUUUUGGGGGGGCCUUUGGGCCACCCCCCACUUGUCUUCCCUCCUCGACUCCCCCUGCUCCUUCACUCCCUGGCAUGGGUACCGGAGUCCCCGGUUGCAGCCCCUUCCUGGCUCUGGGGCGCUGUAAUAUUCCUGAGGGGAGCAUCACAGUUGGGCUAUUUAUUUCCACUCACAUAUCAGUCUUGGGGGGCUGCGGCAUGUCCUUGGACACAGCCCAUCCCCUCCCCCCACUUGAAAGGACUGUACCCCACCCACCCAAUAAACCUUUCCUGAAAGCUGGG